Messenger RNA from Fusarium pseudograminearum CS3096, 477 nucleotides. RefSeq lists its product as uncharacterized. NCBI's taxonomy places the organism in Eukaryota, Fungi, Ascomycota, Sordariomycetes, Hypocreales, Nectriaceae. The transcript has 3 exons. The coding region runs from base 1 to 477 and encodes 158 amino acids. Gene Ontology annotation, molecular function: ubiquitin conjugating enzyme activity. The record is from RefSeq and is a predicted model, not a curated record. Gene Ontology annotation, biological process: protein polyubiquitination; proteasome-mediated ubiquitin-dependent protein catabolic process. Gene Ontology annotation, cellular component: nucleus.
AUGGCUGGAGCCACACGGGAUAGGCGUCUGGUCAAGGAGUUAGGCAAGAUGCACAAGGACGGAAUGCCUCCUGGGAUCACAUUGAUAGAGCGAAACGACAGCGUUGCCGGCGACUGGUUCGUCGACAUCCAGGUGCUCGACGAGAAUCCGCUUUACAAAGAUCAAAUCUAUCGUCUCAAGUUCCACUUCCCCAAGAUGUAUCCCAUAGAACCCCCAGAGGUUACCUUCAACAAGCAAACCGACCGUCCGAUUCCAAUGCACCCCCACAUCUACUCCAACGGCAUCAUCUGCCUAGAUUUGCUUGGCCAGCAGGGCUGGAGUCCUGUCCAAAGUGUUUCCAGCGUCUGUAUGAGCAUUCAAAGCAUGUUGACGAGCAACGACAAGGACGAGCGACCUCCCGGUGACGAAGACUUCGUGCGAGGCAACAGACAACGACCCCGAGACAUCGAGUUCCUCUACCACGACAAUACCGUCUAG